AAGAGAAAAAUAAAUGUUGGUAUGGCUAUUACGCUCCCUAAAAAUAGCUAAAAACGGCCGAGUGAAUAAUAACAACAUAACCUUUUUUUUGAUAUGUGUAAAAAUGGAAAAAUAUCUUUUGGUUGAAUAUUUAAGCACAAUUAAAACGGCUAUUAGUGAAACUUUUAAAAAUACUCAACGUAUUAAACUAACUUGUUUUGAUGUUUCAAAUCAGUAUAUCAUUUUGGGAACUAGUAGUGGCGGAAUUUAUGUGUUCAAAAGGUCUCCAUGUGAAUUUCUUAAGUUAAUUCCAAGCAAAGAAGGAACAACCGUUCAAAUAAAAAUAUCUGCAAAUGAAAAAAAUUUAGCUCUAGCAUCUUCUAGGGGAUAUGUGAUAAUUGUAGAAAAUGUUUUUGUUGAUUUCAAUUUAAGACCUCUUUUGUAUACAGAACACGAAGGCAAUACUAUAACUGUGAUGAUAUGGCAUGGAAAUGAUUUAUACUGUGGUGAUAAUACUGGAAAAAUUUCAGUAUCUACAAUAAGUUCAACAUUAACCAAAGCUAUUUUUCAAACUUCCUCUGCAACUUUAAUGCAUCUUGAUUCAACUAUAAUUCAAAUAGAUGUUUACAAAAACUAUCUACUUGUUUCAACUAAAACGUGUACUUAUCUUUGUGAUACAGAAAAAGAGCAAUACAAGCAAAUAGGAAAAAAAUUGAGGGAUGGAAAUUUUGGUGGAUGUUUUUCACAAAGAGAUGCUUCGGAUUAUUCUUCAAAAUGUGAAAUAACUAGAAGUACAUUUAAAACUUUGGGAGAGGAAGGAAACUUCAGUGGUGCUGUAAAUAACAGUGAUGGAAAAGUUUAUUGUGCUAGGCCUGGAGGUAGAUUGUGGGUAGCAAACUUUGAAGGAACAGUUUUGGCGACCUAUCAGUUUAAACAGUCUUUCUGUGAAAAUCCAUCUGAUGUAAUUACCAUAGAAAAUACAAAAGAAGCUAGACUCAAUGUAACUAAAUGUGACAAUAAUAAUGUCUCUAAGGAUUUUAAUUUUGGUAAAGUUUAUCUUUUACGUCCAAACAUAAUUUUUACUUAUGAUAAUAAAGGUAUCUAUUUUUUUGAUAUGGAAACAACUAGCCUCAUAUGCUGGUCUCAUGUUUAUGACAAUAUUAAAGAUAUACAAAUUGUGAAACGAAACAUCUAUGUUUGGAGAAACAAUCUACAAAUCAACAUUGUUUCAUUACAGUCUUUAGAAGAGUUGUUAACAAGUGCUAUAUGUAGCCACCAAUAUUUAUUAUGUUCGGACUUAUGCAUAACUUUUAAUAAUGAAGUUUUGACUUUAAUAGAAAAAUCAAAUAGAAUUAAUGUAUUAUGUCUUCUACCACGGAAAUUAAAAGAAUUAGGUGCCGAAGAUCUUUUAGAAAAAACUCAAAAUGUAUUAGACAAAAUUAGCGAGUAUUAUAAUGAUGAUGAAAAUGAGAUAGUUUUAGUAGAAAAUCAGUAUUCAACAACUUAUUCACCUGAAAAUAAAGUGCAAAAUUCAAAAGUCGAUAAAAAUUUGGAAAAAUCGGAAAUUUUAUAUAAACAAUAUGUACUUAACAAAUCUUACAAGUUAGCAGAAUUAACAGAAAGUAGUAAAAUUCUAAACAGUUUAAAAUUGAAUGAACUACCUCCAUUAUUUGAGUCUUUUAUUAAAUACGUCCAAGAAAAUUAUGAUGAAGAUCCUUCCUUGUGGUGCAAAGAACAGAUGAUAAAACUUUCUUUUAGAAAUUCUAACAACCUUAAUGAUUUAUUACCGAGUACCCUAGAUUUUUUGAGUGCUUCGUUUCUAGAAUUAAACAAUUAUGAAGUAGACUGUUGUAAUUGUAAAUUUCCAUUACCCAAAGCUCAUAAAAGGAAAGUAGAACAUUACAAACUGGCUUGCAAAUUGUACGAUUACACAGAGAACAAAAAAGAAUACUUAAACAACAUUCCAUCUUUAUACAAGCACAAGGCUAGUGAGACAAAAUUUAACCUUUCAUUAAUAGUCCAGUUUAGCGAUAUGUGUUUAUUUAAAGAUUGUGCUAGUAAAAUCACCUUCGAAAAAUGGGACGAAAUUAUAAAAUUGUUUAUACGAUUAAAUAAAGGCAUGUGUUUAAAUUGUGAUGAGAAGAUCGAUUUGGAAGGCAUAUUAACUUGGAGCGAUAUAGGAAGGCAUAUGGUUGAAAUCAUAGGGCCAAAAACCGCUGUUAAAUUAUUAAUGAGGUAUUCUAGGUUUAUUCCAAGUGGCCAGUUAGACAUGCAAUUUUAUCAGAGUUGUAUUUUUUCCACUAUAAGUGAUCAACAAGGUCCAGCUGUCAAGUUUAUUGGUGACAUGAAAAUUAAGGAAACCUCACACAUGUUUGAAGACUAUUUGAAAGGAUUUUUAAGUGCAAAAUAUAUGGGCACACAAUUACCUUUAAAUUUCAAAAAGGCCCAUGAAAACACUGCUAAAUGUUCAAUCUGUCAGAUAUCUUUAAAUAAUCCUGUUUUAAUAGACGUGAAAAAAUGUCACUGUGGUAAUAGUUACCACCAAAUAUGUUUAAGCAGUAAUAAUAAUGUCUGUAAAUUUUGUGUGAAUUCAGCAAGUAGCUAAAUAUUUUAUAAAAUCAUUUGUUUUAACAAUUCUACAGGGUUCUAAAAAAUCAUGUUUUGUUUAAUGGGUUUAUAGGGCCAAAAAAGAUUUUACGGAUGAUUAAGUGUGCUUAAAUGAAAAUAAAACUAUAAACUAAAGCGUG
Molecule: messenger RNA, 2726 nt
Organism: Diorhabda sublineata
Lineage: Eukaryota; Metazoa; Arthropoda; Insecta; Coleoptera; Chrysomelidae
Gene: pink
Product: BLOC-2 complex member HPS5 homolog
Exons: 5
Coding region: 14-2584 (856 amino acids)
Biological process (GO): developmental pigmentation
Cellular component (GO): cytoplasm
Molecular function (GO): protein binding
Source: RefSeq, a predicted model, not a curated record